AUGCCUUCUGCAGUGAUGUCCACGACACCAUCGACACCAAGCAUUGCCCAAGUAUCCAUAAUUAAUGAUGUAAAUCUAAAUCAAUACGACCUUGUGGAAAUCUCGCAUGAUUUAUACAUCAAGUUAUUCCCAGAGACAACCGAUACAUCUGUUGAUCGGUUUGUUCUUAUUAAGUUACUAGGUGCUCCUGACUUCUUUACCAAGUUUAACAUUUUCAAAAUUGAUUCCGUUAAUUCAAACUCAAGUAAUUUGAUUACAUUCAUUAACAACUCCAAUUUGAACAAAUUUGAAAAUGAUAAUUUGACGUUGAAUCAAGCCAUGAUUCAGGCAAUUGAUGGUGAGUUGAUUCCAAAAUUGACUCAGGUCUUUAUUUCUGUUCCUGCGGAAAUAUAUCAUCUUUUGCAUGACAAAUCAUCCCUGAUUAAACAGCAAUUGUUGGAUAAUUAUUUGGUCAAUAAUAGUAAUAUUCUUAACGAAGGGGACGCUAUCAGGUUGAUUAAUGGAAGAGUUGAUUUGUGUGAGCCUGUAACUCAAGGAAGAAUGGAUUUAUCCACUAAUGUUAUUCUUAUUAAGAGAGAACCAGAGAACAUCACGGAAGAAGACGAAGAAGAAGACGAAGAAGAAGACGAAGAAGAAGACGAAGAAGAAGAUUAUGAUGUAAAUUUGUCAAGUUAUUUAUCCUCAACACUUAAGUUCGACAAGGAGGAACAACUCAGCAAUCAAGUUAAAUUCGGAAUCAAACCAUUACCGGAAAAAAUCAACAUUGAUGACUUGCCGGAGCUGUGGAACAAGGAUGAUCUGGAAUUGUUCGUGUUUAUAAACACUUCUGAUUUCAUCAAGUUAAGAUUUCCUAUUUUCAAUGGAGAUUUGGUCAAGUUGAAAACCUCCACCAAGACAGUUAUAGUGAGAGUAUUCACAUUCCUUGAACCAAAUACUUUCAGAUUAGGUAAUGUUUACGUAUCACCCAUGUUAUUAAUCAACCUUGAAAUUGAUGAAACUACGCAAGUCGAAUUUGACCAAUUUCAAGGUAACUCAUUAUCCACGUCUAUUCCUAUUGCCGAAUCAGUCACCAUAUCAAGAGUGUGUUCUCAAAUUACCAUGGAUAAAACCUACCAAAGAAAUUUCUUUUCUAGUUUAAAGACAAGUUUAAGCACUCAGUUCAAGGCUGUUCAGCAAGGUGAUUUCUUCCCGGUUGUGAUUGAUUCAGUAUUGGCCAAGACCAUGUUUGAUAUGACUGAAACCAGCAAUGCUUCAGAAACCGAUGAAUUGGCAGAUACUGUGGAUGUGAUUCCUACUGGAGAUCCAGAUACAGUUGCUUGGUUUAAAAUCGUCGAAGUUAAGGGAAACAACGCAAUUGGAACCAAUCAAUUCUUAAUCGACCCAAAGAAAACCCUUCUUGUUUCUUCAGGAAUUGAAAGUGCUAGAUUACCGAAGAAUGACCAGACUCAAUGGUAUCAAUACUUGCAAUUACCCAAACUAUUCAACUAUUUCAACAAGCCCGAGUUCAAAUAUGCUCACGAGUUCAUCAAGAUUUUGCAAACAUGUACAAACUCGAAAAUCCCAUUAAAGACUACAGUUCUUCUUAAUUCUAUGAAUAGAGGAAUCGGAAAGACUACGUUAGUUAGAAAUGUUUGUAUUGAAAUGGGAUUGAAUUUGUUAGAAUUUGAUUGUUUAGAAUUAUUGAAUCCGGGACAAGAAUUGAAAACUAUCGGAUUAUUAACUGGUAAAAUCGACAAAUUGAUUGCAAAUGUACCAGCUGGCGAUUCUUAUCACGUUGUUUAUCUUAAGCAUAUUGAGAACUUAUGUCCGCUGACUGAUGAACAUGAUCAGAAUGGCAGUAUAUUCACGUCAUUAAGUUUGAAAGUGGUGCAAACAUUACAAGAUUACUUGGAGAACUACCCUAAUCUUGUGAUUGUAUUAAGUUGUAAUGAUUAUGAUAAGUUGAAUGAUAGUGUCAAGGCAUUGAUCAAGUUCACUAUUGAUUUUACCGUUCCUACUGAAAAUGAGAGAUUAGCCAUUUUUGAACAUUUAAUUAAUGAAGAAAAGAGAAGUAGUGGUGACGAUAUUAAUUCUUCUCCUUUCAUAAUUCGAAAGGAUAUCAAUUUCAAGAAUCUUGCAUUACAAUCUGCUGGUCUUACUCCAAGAGAUUUAAUUUCCAUCAUCAAAAAAUCGAAAAAGUUAGCAAUUAAACGAUUGACCAAGUUAGCUAAAGAAACUAACAUCCCAUUAUCAAAGUUGAUAGCCAUUGGUAAUGGUGGUGUCAUCAACUGGAUUCCUGAAGAUUUCAAUGCGGCAAUUAACGAAGCCCGUAAUCAAUUCAGUGAUUCCAUUGGGGCUCCUCGUAUCCCUAAUGUUAAAUGGGAGGAUAUUGGAGGGUUAGACCUUGUCAAGGAUGAAAUCUUGGACACAAUCGACAUGCCAUUGAAACAUCCUGAGCUUUUCAACAAUGGUCUCAAAAAGCGAAGUGGGAUCUUGUUCUAUGGUCCUCCAGGUACUGGUAAAACCUUGCUUGCAAAAGCGAUUGCCACUAACUUCUCGCUUAAUUUCUUCUCGGUGAAGGGUCCCGAAUUGUUAAACAUGUACAUUGGUGAAUCAGAAGCUAAUGUCCGUCGAGUAUUCCAGAAAGCCCGUGAUGCCAAACCAUGUGUUAUCUUCUUUGAUGAAUUAGAUUCCGUAGCCCCUAAGCGUGGUAAUCAGGGUGAUUCUGGAGGUGUAAUGGAUAGAAUUGUGUCGCAAUUGCUAGCUGAACUUGAUGGUAUGAGUGGUACUGAAGGUGGUGAUGGUGUGUUUGUGGUCGGUGCCACCAAUCGUCCUGAUCUAUUAGAUGAGGCACUUUUGAGACCAGGUAGAUUUGAUAAGUUGUUAUACUUGGGUAUUUCCGAUACCAAUGAAAAGCAAACCAAGAUUCUAGAAGCAUUGACAAGAAAGUUUAAGUUACAUGAUGAUGUCGAUUUGGAGAAAUUGGCUGAGAAUUGUUCGUUUACGUUCACGGGGGCCGAUUUUUAUGCAUUAUGCUCGGACUCGAUGUUAAAUGCUAUGACCAGAGUGGCCAAUGAAGUUGAUGAUAAGAUUAAUAAGUACAAUGAAAAGAAGGUAGAACAAGGAGAGGACAAAGUUAAUACAAGAUGGUGGUUUGAUAAUGUUGCCACGGAUGACGACAUUACUGUUUUGGUUAAAAUGGAAGAUUUCGUCAAGGCACAACAAGAAUUGGUUCCUUCGGUUAGUGCUGAGGAAUUACAACACUACUUGAGAGUUAGGGAGAAUUUUGAAGGUGGUAAAAAGAAACAAGAGCAAGCUGUUAUGAAUGGUAAUUAG
This is a messenger RNA of Spathaspora passalidarum NRRL Y-27907, 3315 nucleotides long. It is a transcript of the gene PEX6, whose product is annotated as AAA family ATPase peroxin 6. Gene Ontology annotation, biological process: protein import into peroxisome matrix. The record is from RefSeq and is a predicted model, not a curated record. Gene Ontology annotation, molecular function: ATP hydrolysis activity; ATP binding. The transcript has a single exon. Gene Ontology annotation, cellular component: cytosol; peroxisomal membrane. Bases 1 to 3315 code for a protein of 1104 amino acids. Lineage: Eukaryota; Fungi; Ascomycota; Pichiomycetes; Serinales; Debaryomycetaceae.